AUGCCCUUCUCCCUGACAGGGACCGUGAAGGCUCUGCCGCCCAAGCUUGGGAAAUCUGCCAGCCAGCCUUUCUCGGAUGAUGGCCCCACUCAGCCGAGGAGUUCCACCCCCCGCCUGGCCAAGACAGGAGGCAUCUCCGGUCGGUUAGCACGCUCGGAAAACAACCUCACACGCCUGGCUGGUACCGUCGCAGCCCGCCACCACCUCUGCGAAGCUACGAAGAGCCAACCGCAGCUUCUUUGGGAGAAGGCGCGCACGGGCGAACAGGCGCUUCCGGCACUCGCCAGGUCUCUACGGAGCGAACGACUCGCCGUGCUAGCCACGCACAACAACCCGAGCCUGCUUCGCGUCAGCGAAGCACAAAUCCGGAAGAUCAUGCCAACACUUGUCUCCUUGUGUGGCGGGGCUGAAGAGGCGGCUUAUGCCAUCGCCUCGCGCCCUGAGCUGCUCGAGGUCGAGGCUGCAUCGAGCUUUCGAAGCGCUUUGCAGGCCCUUGCGGGCUUCUUCGGGAACCUGAAGGAUGGUUUAUUCCUCCUCGGGCAAACCACGGCGCCACCGUCGGUGAAAGUCCUUGCCCGGCAAUUCUGCCGCGAGUACAUGGUG
Molecule: messenger RNA, 603 nt
Organism: Symbiodinium necroappetens
Lineage: Eukaryota; Dinophyceae; Suessiales; Symbiodiniaceae
Source: the annotation of a GenBank genome assembly